AUGCGGGACUUCCGGCGGAGCCGUGAGGCGGCAGCGGCCAUGGCGGAGAUCCCGUUCACGCGGGUGGUGUCGGUGACCAGCGCGGACCCGCGUCACCCGGCGGAGAAUCUGCUGCGGCCCGAAGAUGGCGGGAGGUGGAGGGGAGCGGCGGCGGGGGAGAAACAGAUGAGCGUGGUGCUGGAGCUGGGCGACCCCCGGCCCAUUCACUCCCUGCACGUCGGCAACGACGGCGCCGCCUUCGUGGAGGUGCUGCUGGGCUCCUCGGCCGGGGGCGACUUCCAGGUGCUGCUGCCCAGCGCGGCGCUGAUGUCGCCCAGCGAGAGCCGGGCGGGGGCGGGGCCGGGCCGGGUGCGGCUCUUCGGGCCCGAGGCGCUGGUCAAGCGCCCGGCCACGCCCACGGCCAGGUGGGACCGGCUGCAGGUGGUGCUGAGCCAGCCCUACUGCCAGAGCCGCCCCUACGGCCUCUCCUUCAUCCGGGUGUUCGCGGCCCCCGAGGAGGGCGAGGAACCGCCCCCGGCACCGCGGCGCCGCCUGGGUCCCUUCACGCUGCGGGAGGAGGGGGAGGGGAGCCCCCGGCGCCCCCCCGGGGCCCUGUUCUACAGCCGCCCCUCCCCCACACCAGCCCCCGCCCAGCCCCCCCCCGGGCCCAGCUACGCCACGGCCGCACUGCAGGGGAGCGCCGGGGACGGCACGCAGCCCCCCAAGCGCCGCCCCCCCUCCCCCACCCCCCCCUCCCCCACCAACGGCGCCCCCCCUCCCUUCCCCCGCCCCCCGAGCCCCCAAAAACCCGGGACCGCCCCCCCAAAAACCCGGGACCCCCCCCCCAAAAACCCGGGACCCCCCCCCAAAAACCCGGGACCCCCCCCCAAAAGCCCCGUUUUGGGGGGGGUGGUGCUGGCGCUCAGCGGCUUCCAGAACCCUCUGCGGGCUCACCUGCGGGCGGCGGCCGCGGCGCUGGGGGCCGAGUACCGCCCGGACUGGACACCUGAGUGCACUCACCUGGUGUGCGCGUUCGCCAGGACGCCGAAGGCGGCGCGGGCGCGGCAGCGGGGCGGGGUCGUGGUGGCACCUGGAUGGAUCUGGGCGUGUCAGAGGGAAGGGAGGAGGCUGAGCUGCGGGCCGUACCUCUUGGAUGGCCCCGCCUCCUCCAGCAGCGACGGGGAGGGGCCGGAUGAUGCCCCGCCCCCUUCGCGCCCAUCCCCCAAGGUGAAGAAAGGGGCGGGGCCAACUCACCUGGACACACCUGGGACCCCUCCCCCCACAGCGCCGGCCACGCCCCCUGAGUCAGGUGACAGCGACGGCCAAUCAGAAGACUCCGACCCCUACGGCGGCUCCACCGAGGAGAACAGCGAGGACGAGGAGGGGGAGGGGGAGCCCAUCCCCCCCUGCCCGGUGCAUUUUUUUGAGGACAAAAAGUUCUUUUUGCACGGCGACUUCCCCGAGGGGGAGGGGCGGCGGCUGCGGCGCUUCGUGGUGGCGUUCGGAGGCUCCCUGGCUCCCUCAUUGGACGACUCGGUGACGCACGUGGUGACAUCACAGGACUGGGACCCCGCCUUCCAGGAGGCGCUGAAGCUCCGCCCCUCGCUGGUUUUCGUGCGUCCCCAUUGGCUGCUGCUCUGCGGGGAGCGGCAACGCCCCCUGCCGGCCCAGCCCUUCCUCGUGACGUCAGCGAUGACGUCAUCAGCGUAACAGCGACGUCGUCGGCGCGGGCACGCCCCCUUUCCCCUGGCCACGCCCCCCCCUCCGUUCCUGUAAAAUAAAGAGAUUUUGGGUAGAAAUUGA
Messenger RNA from Vidua chalybeata, 1782 nucleotides. It is a transcript of the gene XRCC1, whose product is annotated as X-ray repair cross complementing 1. NCBI's taxonomy places the organism in Eukaryota, Metazoa, Chordata, Aves, Passeriformes, Viduidae. Gene Ontology annotation, cellular component: nucleus. The coding region runs from base 1 to 1689 and encodes 562 amino acids. The record is from RefSeq and is a predicted model, not a curated record. Gene Ontology annotation, molecular function: damaged DNA binding. Gene Ontology annotation, biological process: single strand break repair; base-excision repair. The transcript has 16 exons.